AUGAUCGGCGGCAAUGACGCCAAGGACGGUGAUGCACCCUAUCAAGUGUCCAUUCAAGAAAAUAACUAUCAUACUUGUGGUGGCUCUAUCAUUUCACCAAAAUGGAUCGUCACUGCUGCACACUGUUUUCCUUCCAAUGAUCCUAGUCGAUUUACUGUUCGCUACAACAGCCUUAAGCACAAUUCGGGCGGUCAACUUGUUUCAGUGAAACGGGUGAUACUCCACAACUACAACUCGGUGACACAAGAAAAUGACAUAGCGCUCAUUGAAACAGCUACAUCAAUGGAACUGGGCACUGCUAACGCAGCACUCAUUCACCUGCCUGUUCAAGGUCAUGACCCAAUGCCAAACAGUUACGUCAAGGUUGCAGGUUGGGGCGUUGAAACAAACGAAAAUGAGGAUAUUCCUGAACACCUUCAAAUUAUCCGAGUACCAGUUGUCGGUCGUGAAAUAUGUCAAACUGGCCACAUUGACGAUAUAACUAAAACAAUGUUUUGCGUUGGAAACUUCAAAUACGGCGGUAAAUCUGCUUGCUACGGUGACAGUGGCAGCGGCGUCAGUAGUGCUAAUAAAAAUGAACUCUGGGGCAUCGUUAGCUGGGGAGAAGUUUGCGCUGAACCGGAAGAACCGGAGGUGAACACUCGCGUAGGCCUCUAUGUAAACUGGAUCAAAAAGAUAACCGGUGUUUAA
This is a messenger RNA of Rhagoletis zephyria (snowberry fruit fly), 690 nucleotides long. The record is from RefSeq and is a predicted model, not a curated record. Lineage: Eukaryota; Metazoa; Arthropoda; Insecta; Diptera; Tephritidae.